Messenger RNA from Triplophysa dalaica, 2714 nucleotides. It is a transcript of the gene pabpc4, whose product is annotated as poly(A) binding protein, cytoplasmic 4 (inducible form). Gene Ontology annotation, cellular component: cytoplasmic stress granule; ribonucleoprotein complex; nucleus. The coding region runs from base 417 to 2330 and encodes 637 amino acids. Lineage: Eukaryota; Metazoa; Chordata; Actinopteri; Cypriniformes; Nemacheilidae. The record is from RefSeq and is a predicted model, not a curated record. Gene Ontology annotation, molecular function: poly(U) RNA binding; poly(A) binding; mRNA 3'-UTR binding. The transcript is spliced from 14 exons.
CCCACGCACCCUCUUUCCCCGGCCACCACACCGUGAGUGUAUCACUCACCGUUCUUCAAUACCUUUAAAAAAAAAAAGAAAAAAAUCUAUAAAAAGCACAAAAUACCGAAAACCUCAAAAAGAACCGCUAUUAAACAAAAAAUAUUUUACAAAACGGCAAACUUUUUUGUUUUUGAAACGGGCUAGCCAGACGGUUUCUGACGCCAAAGCCACCUUCAAGACGCGACUGGACGCCACAUGCUUUAGCUGUCAUUUAUGCCUACACCAUUUAUUUGGAGUAGCGUAAAAGUUUUCAUAGAAGAUUAAGAGACACGAUUUGGCACGCAAAUUGCAGGACACCCUUUACGCAUAGACGGUCUAUUCAGCACUAGGUAUUUCCCAGACAAACCCUCAGCUCGAAGGCUUGGACCCGAGACAUGAACGCAGCGACCGCGGGGAGUUAUCCGAUGGCAUCUCUUUACGUAGGCGACCUGCACCCUGAUAUCACGGAGGCUAUGCUGUAUGAGAAAUUCAGUCCGGCCGGCCCGGUGCUGUCAAUCCGCGUGUGUCGGGAUAUGAUCACCCGGCGCUCGCUGGGCUAUGCCUACGUCAACUUCCAGCAGCCCCCGGACGCGGAAAGGGCUUUGGACACAAUGAACUUUGAUGUGGUCAAAGGAAAACCAAUCAGAAUCAUGUGGUCACAGAGAGAUCCAUCACUCAGGAAAUCCGGGGUCGGAAACGUCUUCAUUAAGAAUUUGGACAAGUCAAUCGACAACAAGGCCCUGUAUGACACCUUCUCUGCCUUUGGAAACAUCCUGUCCUGCAAGGUGGUGUGCGAUGAGAACGGGUCUAAGGGCUACGCCUUUGUGCAUUUUGAAACUCAGGACGCUGCCGACCGUGCCAUUGAGAAGAUGAACGGCAUGCUGCUGAACGACCGCAAGGUUUUUGUGGGGCGUUUCAAGUCCAGGAAGGAGAGGGAAGCAGAGAUGGGAGCCAAAGCCAAAGAGUUCACCAAUGUUUACAUCAAGAACUUUGGAGACGACAUGGAUGAUCAGAGACUAAAGGAGCUCUUUGAUAAAUACGGAAAAACAUUGAGUGUGAAGGUCAUGACAGACUCCACAGGGAAAUCUCGUGGAUUUGGCUUUGUGAGCUACGAGAAGCACGAAGACGCUAACCAGGCUGUGGAAGAAAUGAAUGGCGUGGAGCUGAACGGUAAAAUGGUGUUCGUUGGCCGAGCUCAGAAAAAGAUGGAGAGACAAUCGGAGCUCAAGAGGAGGUUUGAACAGCUCAAACAGGAAAGAAUCAGCAGAUACCAGGGUGUAAAUCUGUAUAUAAAGAAUCUCGAUGACACCAUUGAUGAUGAAAAACUUCGCAAAGAGUUCUCGCCUUUCGGCUCCAUUACCAGUGCCAAGGUGAUGCUGGAGGAUGGCAGAUCCAAAGGUUUUGGCUUUGUGUGUUUCUCCUCGCCUGAGGAGGCCACCAAGGCGGUGACAGAGAUGAACGGGCGUAUUGUAGGCUCCAAACCGCUGUAUGUGGCCCUGGCACAACGUAAAGAGGAACGGAAAGCUCAUCUCACCAACCAGUACAUGCAGCGUAUCGCUGGUAUGAGGGCCAUGCCUGCCAACGCCAUCAUCAACCAGUUCCAGCCUGCCAGCGGGUACUUUAUGCCAGCUGUGCCCCAGGCCCAGAACAGAACCACAUAUUAUGCACCCAAUCAGCUCACCCAGAUGCGUCCGAACCCUCGUUGGCAACAGCAGGGGGGCAGAGGUCAGGGCGGGUACCAGGGCAUGCCCAACUCCUUGCGCCAGCCAGGCCCCCGUGCCAACAUACGGCACAUGGCACCCAAUGCCUCCCCCCAAGGUCCACGUGGAAUCCCAACAGGUGCACAUAGAGUGGGUGGUACUGGCCAACCAAUGGGUCCCCGCCCGGCAAUGGGGGUGACAGUCCCACGUGCCAUGCCCCCAUACAAGUAUGCCAACCCCAUAAGAAACACUCAGCCUCAGGUAGUGCAGCCAAUUACCCUGCAACAGGCUCAGCCUGCUGUCCAUGUGCAAGGUCAGGAACCCCUCACUGCUUCUAUGUUAGCAGCUGCUCCCCCUCAGGAACAGAAACAGAUGCUCGGUGAGCGGCUGUUUCCUCUCAUCCAGGCAAUGCAUCCAAGUCUAGCCGGGAAGAUCACAGGAAUGCUGCUUGAGAUUGACAACUCCGAGCUGUUGCAUAUGCUGGAAUCCCAUGAGUCUCUUCGCUCCAAGGUGGAGGAAGCUGUCGCUGUGCUUCAAGCCCAUCAGGCCAAGAAAGACGCCACACAAAAAGUGGUAGUUAAUACCGUGACUCCUGCUGCAACAUCCUGACAAGUAAAGGUGAAAACCUGAAGAGAGUUCAACCUGUCUGGUUUCGUCUGGUGGCAUCCAAUAUCAAUCAAAAACAAAAUAGAAAAAAAAGAGAAAAAUAGAAAAAGAUACUUUAACAUAAAUAUAUUCUUUUAUUGCAGGGUUUAUGUUUUUAACUCUGAAAUGGUUUUUAUCAACAAUACCUAAGUUAAUUUUAAAGGAGGCUAUUCUGUGAGAGAAGCGCUUCUAUGUUGUGGCAAGGACUGACUUUUUCUAUGAGGAAAUUGAAACUUCUUCUAUGUUCUUCUGUGAGCUGCGUGUUUGCUGCUUUGAUUGGACCUCACUUGUCCCAUGACAGUAACCUGAGUGGUGUGGCACUCUGAAUAAAAGGAUAUUUAAAUUAAA